AUGGCGGAGAACUCCCCAAACGGAAGGACGGUUGUGAGGAGGGCUACAUACGUAGGGUCCCAAGCCACACCCGACUACGUAGUGAGGUCUGUAGCGCUUAAGCCACUAAGUAGAGUAGACACGGUAAGGGUUGAGACUAUAUCAGAGUACGAAGCUGGCUGCUCGGUACACAAGGAAUGCUUUGGUCAUAUGUGCAAGGCACCGGGCGGAACUAUUCUCGUACCACAGAGUCUUGCAUCGUCGAAGGGGGAGACGUCUAAGGACUAUCUCAAGGCUGCGAAGUACGCGUUUUCAGGCGACGCCGUGGGCUACGCUGAUGCGGUGCGUAACCUGAACCUUACAAAGUCAGGUAAGAUGCGCAAGGACAUCCUUGGCAGCGCGAUAGCAGGUAGUGCUAGGCUUGUUAUCGUACCCCAGGUACAGUUCCCCGGUGGUACUGUGGCAUUCCCACGCAACAUAGCAUCGCUUAUGCGUAUUCCAGUGAGGGUUGAAGAUAAGGAUACUGGGAUGCCUACCAACGUAAUAGUUUCGCUAGAUUAUUGUUCGGCAACCCCGAACAUGAAGCUAUUCCCAGAUUACGAACGGACACCCCAAUAUCCGGCCGGAUAUUGA
Talaromyces stipitatus ATCC 10500 is the source of this 612-nucleotide messenger RNA. RefSeq lists its product as uncharacterized. NCBI's taxonomy places the organism in Eukaryota, Fungi, Ascomycota, Eurotiomycetes, Eurotiales, Trichocomaceae. The record is from RefSeq and is a predicted model, not a curated record. The coding region runs from base 1 to 612 and encodes 203 amino acids. The transcript has 2 exons.